AUGCAUGAAUUCACCAACCAAGAAAAAAAAACUCCACAUUAGUUUAAAUAAGGAAAAAAUAGCUUUUCUAAACCAUAGAAGGUUUAGAUUUUUAAUACAAAUAAUGGGUAUUUUUUUAAUGAAUCAUUCUCAUAAAUAACCUUAAAAUUAUACGAAUUAAAAGGAACAUUAGUUGAAACCUAAUAAUUCAAAAAAUAACUAUUUGAUGACGAAAAUUAUAUAAAGUUUUCUAAUAAAUUGUAACAACUACUAAAUUAUCAAUUUCAAUUAAAUAGAGAAGCAAUAAGCUCCCUCCAAAGAUAAUUUCAAUAAAUUUUGGAAAACCAAGCAUCAAAAAAGGCAACUACAUCUUUCUAAUAAAAUCAAUCCAAUAGUUCUAUGAAAAUUACUACUUCUAAGAUUUAUGUCCAACGUUCAGUUGAUGAUAUGCAGUAAUAAACUUUUAGUUUUUUUUAUACUUCUAAAGAAUCAAAAAACCCAGUUAAUCUGCUUUGUUAAGGAAAAAUUUUUGAUUAAUAAAUAAAAAUGAAUUAAAAUACCCUCUCUCCUAAAGUGCAGUACAUUAAACUUGAUCAAUAUUCCUUAAUUUGA
This is a messenger RNA of Paramecium pentaurelia, 591 nucleotides long. Lineage: Eukaryota; Ciliophora; Oligohymenophorea; Peniculida; Parameciidae. The record is from the annotation of a GenBank genome assembly.